Molecule: messenger RNA, 498 nt
Organism: Gryllus bimaculatus (two-spotted cricket)
Lineage: Eukaryota; Metazoa; Arthropoda; Insecta; Orthoptera; Gryllidae
Source: the annotation of a GenBank genome assembly
CGCGUGCUGACGUCGGUGCGGGGCGGGUCCGGGGGCGGGUCGCGGGCGGCCAGCCCGGCGCCCGCGCGCGCCGCCACGGCCGCCUCGUCGUCGCCCUCGCCCACGCCCACGCCCACGCCCACGUCCACGCCCGCCCCGGGCGCGGCCGCCGGCGCCGCAGCGGCGCCCCGCUGCCACGACGACAGCGACCCCGAGUACGACUCGGUGCCCGUGUCCGACGUCACCGCCCCCGGCCUGGCGCCCGCGCAGGACGACGACGACGAGAGCAGCAGCGAGGUCGGCGCGUCGUCGUCGGACGAGGAGGUGGAGGAGGAGGAGGGCGAGGCGGCGCGCCAGGGCGAGCGCGAGCAGGGCGGAGGGCGGCGAGGGCGGCUGAGGGCGAGGAGGGCGGCGGGCCGCGGGCCGUGGGCGGGCGCGGGGCGCUGGUGGUCCCCGCGUCGCUGCUGCGCGCCCCGCCUCGCCGAAGCUGCGCCAGCUUUGCGCUGCGGCGCCGCGCCG